Messenger RNA from Miscanthus lutarioriparius, 834 nucleotides. NCBI's taxonomy places the organism in Eukaryota, Viridiplantae, Streptophyta, Magnoliopsida, Poales, Poaceae. The record is from the annotation of a GenBank genome assembly.
AUGACAGAUCAUUUUGCUCUAGGUCUAGGUGCUCUUCUUCUGUUGCUGCUAAGUACCAGUUGUUUCAGUUCUGAGCUUGAUGUCCAAUGCUUGAGAGACGUUCAGAAAUCAGUGAUUGAUCCAAAUGGUAUACUCAAGUCGUCAUGGAUUUUUGAUAAUGGCACUGCGGGUUUCAUAUGCAAAUUUACUGGUGUGGAGUGCUGGCACCCAGAUGAGAAUCGAGUUCUUGCAUUGCGUCUCAGCAACCUUGGUCUUCAAGGUCCAUUCCCUAAAGGUCUUAAGAAUUGUACCAGUAUGACUGGGCUGGAUCUGUCAAGUAACAACUUUACAGGCGCCAUCCCUUCAGACAUCGAGCAGCAAGUGCCAUAUUUGACAUCUCUGGACCUCUCCUAUAAUGGUUUCUCAGGAGGAAUUCCAAUACUUAUUUAUAACAUUACAUACCUAAACACCCUUAAUCUUCAACAUAACCAAUUGAGUGGUGAAAUCCCUGGGCAGCUCAGCGCCCUUGCUCGGUUACAAGUGUUCAAUGUUGCUGACAACCGACUAUCAGGGACUAUUCCAAGUUCUCUACGGAACUUCUCGGUAUCAAACUUUGCUGGUAAUGAAGGACUGUGUGGGCCUCCAUUAGGUGACUGCCAAGCUUCAGCAAAGAGCAAGAGCACUGCAGCAAUCAUCGGGGCUGUUAUUGGAGUGGUAGUUGUCGUCAUUAUUGGUGCAAUAGUUGUGUUCUUUUGCCUGCGGAGGAUACCAGCCAAGAAGAAGGCAAAGGAUGAGGAUGAUAAUAAGUGGGCAAAGAGUAUCAAAGGAACAAAAACUAUCAAGGCAAGUCAUUAA